Messenger RNA from Syzygium oleosum, 1902 nucleotides. Its product is annotated as calmodulin calcium-dependent NAD kinase-like. The transcript is spliced from 9 exons. Bases 173 to 1738 code for a protein of 521 amino acids. The record is from RefSeq and is a predicted model, not a curated record. Lineage: Eukaryota; Viridiplantae; Streptophyta; Magnoliopsida; Myrtales; Myrtaceae. Gene Ontology annotation, molecular function: ATP binding; kinase activity.
CCACCAGUCGGGUGUGCCCCACCAUAUAUUGCACGAUGAGCUUUCAGAUUGGACUCGCAGAUCUAUGCAUAAUUAAAGACUUGUCAAAUCAUCUCCAUCUCUCCAAAGUUCUGAGAGACCUUGCACGAUUUCAUCACCGGUUCCGCUGAUCACCCGUCGAGCUUUUGAGAAGAUGCAACAUGAUGGCUACGGAGAAUUCGGGGUCGCGGACAUUGUCGCCGCCACCAUCGUGGGACUGGCGGCCACCUAUGCCAGUCGACGGCGUCGGAGGCCAAGCAGCUCUAAGCCGGCGAAGGAUCACGACGACGUUGUCCCCCGAUUGGACAGGACCCAAUCAGGCCACCUCGCGAAGCUCGAGCGCUUCUCCAACUACGUCGCUAGGCAAAUGGGGUUUAAAGACGAGAGCGAGUGUCCACAGCUAAGCAAGCUGGCGAUCGAGUACUUGAAGAGGAGCAAAGGGUGUGAAGAGAACAUAUACGAGUUCUUCGCUAGCGAAGAAGAUGCAGAGUCGCUGCGCGAGAAGCUUGUGGAAGAGCUCGAGAGAAGCAUCCUCAGCUACUUCGCAUUCCAUUGGAGCCAAGCUUCUUCCAUGAUCAAUCAGGUGUUGAGUACUGAGACUGAGGAGAAAGCGAAGUUCAAGGGCUUCGUGUUGGCAGCAACAAGGAAACAGAGAUUUGAGAGGGUGACCGAGGACUUGAAGGUAACGAGGGUUUUCUCUACUUUAGUAAAUGAGAUGAAGGUGAUCGGCGGGUCUGUACACAAAGGCGACGAGUGCGUCGACGUGAUGGUCCCGGUGGCUCUCAGUGAGAGAAGCCCGGUCCUCUUGUUCAUGGGUGGAGGCAUGGGAGCAGGGAAGAGCACCGUCCUUAAAGACAUCCUUAAACAACCAUUUUGGGCCGAAGCAGCGGCAAAUGCGGUGGUUGUGGAGGCCGACGCAUUCAAGGAGACAGAUGUUAUAUAUAAGGCCCUCAAUUCAAAGGGUCGUCAUGGCGACAUGCUCCAAACUGCUGAAUUGGUUCACCAGUCAUCAACCGAUGCUGCAUCUUCAGUUCUGGUGACCGCACUCAAUGAAGGAAGAGACGUGAUCAUGGAUGGCACACUUGCGUGGGAGCCGUUUGUGAAUCAGACGAUCGAGAUGGUUCGUAAUGUCCACAAGUCUCGUUACCGAAUGGGGGUCGGAUACAAGGUCGCCAGCGAUGGCACCAUCACCGAGAACUAUUGGGAGCGAAUUCCGGAUGGUGAAGAAGGGGAAGAAGAAGGAGAACAUGGUAAUGAUCUCAAUAGGAAGCCGUACAGAAUCGAGCUUGUUGGGGUUGUAUGUGAUGCUUAUCUUGCUGUCAUCAGAGGCAUUAGAAGAGCCAUAAUCACGGGUAGAGCUGUGAGAGUGAACUCCCAGCUGAAGUCCCACAAGAGAUUCGCAGAAGCAUUUCCAAGGUAUUGCCAGCUCGUUGACAACGCCAGGCUCUAUUGUACCAAUGCUACGGGUGGCUCACCUUCGUUGAUGGCAUGGAAAGAUGGGGGAAACAAAUUACUUGUUGAUCCAGAAGAGAUCAAGUGGCUGACUGCAUUGAGCAAAUUGAACCCGGACGCCGAAUCCAUAUAUGAACUUUACCCGGAUCCGAGCCCGAUCUACGAACCUGGUUCGGUUUGGAACGGUGUUCUUCUAUCACCAUCAAGGGCAAGUCUCCUUUCCGAGUUGAUGGCCGUCGUUAAGAAGGUCGAAGACCAAAAGAGGUGAAGUCUCGGUCUCGUGAGUCAGCUGGCCAAUCCCCCUCUAAUCGAAUGGCUGGCUUAUGUCGAACGCUUGUGCUUUUGCUUUUCUCAUCUCUUGUUUGUACAUUGAUUUGAUAUUUGUGUAUUUGACAUGCGGAGAGGAAAGCCCCAUAUCUUGUUAUCGGCUCA